Messenger RNA from Dicentrarchus labrax (European seabass), 3685 nucleotides. RefSeq names its product parvin, beta (gene parvb). Gene Ontology annotation, biological process: substrate adhesion-dependent cell spreading; actin cytoskeleton organization; establishment or maintenance of cell polarity. Gene Ontology annotation, cellular component: lamellipodium; cytoplasm; actin cytoskeleton. Gene Ontology annotation, molecular function: actin binding. NCBI's taxonomy places the organism in Eukaryota, Metazoa, Chordata, Actinopteri, Moronidae. The record is from RefSeq and is a predicted model, not a curated record. The transcript has 13 exons. Bases 82 to 1179 code for a protein of 365 amino acids.
AUGCCUGAAUGCACCACAGGGAGGGGUGACAUUAUCAACACACACAGGAGAGACUAAACACACACACACACACACUGAAAGAUGUCUGGGACCGCGACCGCAUCUGCGACCAUGCAAUCCGCUAAAAUGAAAAAGGACGAGUCUUUCCUCGGGAAAUUAGGAGGAACCCUGGCGCGGAAAAAGAAGUCUAAAGAAGUGAGUGAUCUCCAUGAGGAGGGGAAGAAUGCCAUCAACGCUCCCAUGCUUCCCACGGGGACAGACAUCCACCCAGAAGACACACUGAUGGAGGAAAACGCUGAGAGGAUCAUGCUGGACCCAACAUCACGGGAAAAUCUUAAAUUUAAAGAUCUUCUGAAGGUCCUGAUUGACUGGAUCAACAGUGAGUUGGAAGAAGAGAGGAUCAUAGUCAAAGACCUGGAGGAAGACUGUUAUGAUGGACAAGUGCUCCAGAAGCUUUUUGAAAAGUUGUCUGGCAGGAAGCUGAACGUGGCCGAGGUGACACAGUCAGAGAUCGGCCAGAAGCAGAAGCUUCAGACGGUUUUGGAGGCCGUCAACGAACUGCUGAGGCCUCACGGCUGGACCAUUGAAUGGAGUGUGGACUCUAUCCAUUCAAAGAACCUGGUGGCUAUUGUCUAUCUGCUGGUGGCUCUCGCGAUGCACUUCCAGGCCCCCAUCAGGCUGCCUGAGCAUGUUUCUGUGCAGGUGGUGGUAGUCAAGAAACGAGAGGGCAUCCUGCAGACUGCUCUUGUAACCAAGGAGCUGACGAGCACCACAGAAAUGAUGUUGGGAAGGUUUGAGAGGGAUGCAUUUGACACUUUGUUGGAUCAUGCACCUGACAAGCUCAACGUAGUAAAAACGUCUCUCAUCACCUUCGUGAACAAACACCUGAACAAGCUGAACCUGGAAGUUACUGAGCUGGAAACUCAGUUUGCAGAUGGAGUGUACCUGGUAUUGCUGAUGGGACUGCUAGAAGACUACUUUGUCCCUCUGUACAACUUCUUCCUCACCCCUGAGAGCUUUGAACAGAAGGUCCACAAUGUGGCGUUUGCCUUUGAGCUGAUGCAGGACGGAGGCCUGAAGAAACCCAAAGCCAGACCAGAAGAUGUCGUCAACCUGAACCUCAAGUCCACCCUCAGAGUCCUCUACAACUUAUUCACCAACUACAAAAACUCUGAGUGAACUUUUCCAGUUUCUGAUAUUCCCCUGAUAUUACUUUGAACACUGCCCUGUGCCUGCCUUAAUAUUAUGCAUUACAGUCUGGACACUGGAGGAGACCAACUGGGACUGAAAGUCAUCAUUAUGUGGGACUUAACAAGACAAAUGGGGAGUAGCUUGAAAAAGGCUCUGAAUGUUAGUAUUUAAUCUUCCCCAAAUGUCAGUAUUUAUUUAUUCCUUCCUCCAAUGUUUCUGCAACCCAGGAAACCCUGCAACCUUUAGCCUGCAUUUGAAUACAGAGUUGUCACUGGAAAAAUGAAUGAGGGCAGAUUGUUAAAACUGGAAAACAUUUGUGUGUUGAACUCAACUCUUCUCCAUAUAAUUUUAAGAAAGUUUUAUUUAAGAAAGUUGAAAGUGCUGUUAUACAUCAUAGGUUAUCAUAUCUAAAAAUGCUUUGUGUAAAUAUUAAAAGAAUAGUUCAACAUUUUGGGAAAUACACGUAUUUGCUGGGUUCCAUGAGAAGAUCGAUAACCCCUCUAAUGUUUGUAUGCCAAAUAUCAAGCUAACAUUAGAGCUAGCAGCCAUUAGCUUAGCUUAUUAUGAAGACAGGAGAAAACUAAUCUGGCUCUGUUCAAAAAAAUCUCGUUUAUUUAAUCUGUUUUUAAAAAAAGUGUAAAAACAGAAGUAGUUAAUUCUUGUUAAUUUGAAUUGGUUAGAAAAUAAAUGAAUUAUUAUUUACUGUUCAUAGCAUUACAGUUUAAAACAUUUAGAUAUAGAUUUUUAAUGUAGCUUAAUGCAUGAAUUUCACUAGUCAAACGCUGUUACUGCUACUCUAACUUUAGCAACAGUUUAGCUGCUUUCCAGCUCCUUCAUGACCGGAUUAAGAUUCCUGCUUCCUUUAGCUAUGUGGAAAAUAAACACACUUACCAAGAUGUCAGUUAAUCUAAAUAACUAAAUACAGAUAACAGCUAGGGCAAAAAAAAACUGAGUAAACUUAGUUUUGGCUUUAGCUAAGGCUAGCUGUGGCUGGGGUUGCCAACUGUCCUGUGAAAUACAGAAUCGUCCGUAAAAGACAUUUACGGGCUUUGCUCCGUAUUUCUGAGAAUCAGUUCAGUGCAAAUCUAUGGGAGAGAAAUAUUACAGGUUAGAUUACUAAAACAUUGAACCUAUCGUGACGUCCCCCAUUGGUUUAUGAAGUCCGGUUUUGAAGCCUACAUUUUUGGCCAUGACAGUUUGUUGGAGCCAGCGGAGGUGACGUACUGCGAGUUGAGCUCCUCUCACUGGCUGCGCAGUUUCAAGUUUCGUCCAUAGCAGGAAACAAUGGUGGCUCGUCUGCUCACACACAAUUUCGCAUUACAGAUAAACGGUACACUAAAAUUUGUUUCUGAGAUGAUUUUAGGUGAGAAAUAGGCAACAUAGUAACAGAAUCUUGAUUCAUAUUUGACCAGCGAUGCUUAGCUUGACAGUUCGAUUCGAGUUUGAUGCUUUGCACUGGGCAGACUCACUGAAAAUACCUGUCAAUCACAAGAUAGCCACGCCCAAAAGCAUACUUUGGCUUUAUUGUCUAUUUUACUCUAAAUGGGACCAUAAUUUACUAAAUGAACAUCAUGCCGUAUGAAAGAAAACUUAAAACUAGCGUUACUGAGCUAACAAAUCAAGUAAGAAGUCGGUUCAUUUCUCCAUAAGAGUGCAUGGUAUCGUUCCUUUAAUGCAGCCAAUUGAGCUGUCCCCUGCUGGCCUUUACAUAGAAUGCAGGUUUAAGACACAUCCGCAUUGGCUUCGCUUCCCAGACCCGGAAGCUCUGUCCAUUAUACUGUAUAUACUGUUGAUAGUCUUAACUCAGUUUGGAUAGCCAAACUGUUUCCCCUUUGUUUUCAUCUUUAAGCAAUAAGCUAAGCUAACCUGCGGCUGGCUGUAGCUUCAUAUUUAAUGGACAGAUAGUCUUAUCUAACUCUUGAUAAGAAAGCGAAUAAGCAUAUUUCCCAAAAUGUUUAGCUAUUCCUUUAAGAAACUUGAAAAUGCUAUCUAUUAUAUAUUAUAUAAUAUCUGAAAAUGCUUUGCAUAUUGUUACUAUAGCUAUAUAUUUACACUUUAUACAUAUGCUAUGAUAUUGCUUUUAUUCAGCAGCUGAAGGAACUGUGAACAGUUCUUGUUUACUCUGAACUAUACAAACAACAUUUCAAGCCAUAUGUAAUAGCUGAUGCUGUUGCCUUCUGCCUUAAGUGCAGUACGUGCUCUCGCCAUCCCAGGAGAGCCCCAGUCAGAGUAUUUUCAUAUUGACUGGCCUUUCAGACGAGUCUCAGAGGAAGACUGGACCUCUCACGGCUCUUCUGAAGCAGAGCUGGCCCUGCGGUGUCACCUGGAGGCCUGCUAAGAUGUACAGUACACCACUACUCAUCUAUUUUAGAGCCUGGCUGAAUUAUUGAGAGUGGACGAGUCAAUCUAAACAGUGCUCGCACUGGAUGGCUCACCCCUGUGUUUUUUAUUUUAUUUUGCCAAUCAAGAAAUAAAUGCUUGGAAUCAAAGAGAA